AGGCAAAGCAACCCCAUGGCAAGGAGCAAGCCAGAAGGGUCCAGCUUCUACAUGACCCACCUGUCCAUGGCUCUGGCUUAUUCCUUUACUCCAGAUGCUAGUACGCAGCCCCACCCCCAGCUGGGCAACACCCAGCAACAAACAGAGUUAGGAAAGGAUCUGACCGGCACCAUGCCCUACCAAUACCCAGCACUGACCCCGGAGCAGAAGAAGGAGCUGUCUGACAUAGCUCUUCGCAUAGUGGCUCCAGGAAAGGGCAUCCUGGCUGCAGAUGAGUCCACUGGGAGCAUUGCCAAGCGGCUGCAGUCCAUUGGCACUGAGAACACCGAGGAGAACCGACGUUUCUAUCGCCAGCUGCUGCUGACUGCAGACGAUCGUGUGAACCCCUGCAUUGGGGGUGUCAUCCUCUUCCAUGAGACACUCUACCAGAAAGCGGAUGAUGGGCGUCCCUUCCCCCAAGUUAUCAAAUCCAAAGGCGGUGUUGUGGGCAUCAAGGUAGACAAGGGUGUGGUGCCUCUGGCAGGAACAAAUGGAGAGACUACCACCCAAGGGCUGGAUGGGCUGUCUGAGCGCUGUGCCCAGUACAAGAAGGACGGAGCUGACUUUGCCAAGUGGCGCUGUGUGCUGAAGAUUGGGGAACACACCCCCUCAGCUCUUGCCAUCAUGGAAAACGCCAACGUUCUGGCCCGUUAUGCCAGCAUCUGCCAGCAGAAUGGCAUCGUGCCCAUUGUGGAGCCUGAGAUCCUCCCUGAUGGGGACCACGACUUGAAGCGCUGUCAGUAUGUGACUGAGAAGGUGCUGGCUGCGGUCUACAAGGCUCUGAGUGACCACCACGUCUACCUGGAAGGCACCUUGCUGAAGCCCAAUAUGGUGACCCCAGGCCAUGCCUGCACCCAGAAAUUUUCUCAUGAGGAGAUUGCCAUGGCAACCGUCACUGCACUGCGCCGUACAGUGCCCCCUGCCGUCCCUGGGGUCACCUUCCUGUCUGGUGGCCAGAGUGAGGAGGAGGCAUCCAUCAACCUGAAUGCCAUCAACAAGUGCCCCCUGCUGAAGCCGUGGGCCCUGACCUUCUCCUACGGCCGAGCCCUGCAGGCCUCUGCUCUGAAGGCCUGGGGCGGAAAGAAGGAGAACCUGAAGGCUGCUCAGGAGGAGUAUGUCAAACGAGCCCUGGCCAACAGCCUCGCCUGCCAAGGGAAGUACACACCAAGCGGCCAGUCGGGGGCUGCAGCCAGCGAGUCUCUCUUCGUCUCUAACCAUGCCUACUGAGCCGUAGUGUUCUAAGGCUGCCCCCUCAACACUCCAGGCCCUGCCCCUCCCACACUCGAAGAAGGGGCAUCAUCCAGGGCUCCAGGCUGCUUUUUCCUACUCUUGCCUCCCUCGUGACACUGGUGUGUGGUGUUGUCUGUGUAUGCUAAUAACUCCAUCGCCCUUUCCAGCCCACUGCCAAUAAACAACUAUUUAAGGGGG
Messenger RNA from Condylura cristata (star-nosed mole), 1467 nucleotides. It is a transcript of the gene ALDOA, whose product is annotated as aldolase A, fructose-bisphosphate. Gene Ontology annotation, cellular component: cytosol. The transcript is spliced from 9 exons. Gene Ontology annotation, molecular function: fructose-bisphosphate aldolase activity. NCBI's taxonomy places the organism in Eukaryota, Metazoa, Chordata, Mammalia, Eulipotyphla, Talpidae. Bases 16 to 1266 code for a protein of 416 amino acids. Gene Ontology annotation, biological process: fructose 1,6-bisphosphate metabolic process; glycolytic process. The record is from RefSeq and is a predicted model, not a curated record.